This is a messenger RNA of Pyrenophora tritici-repentis Pt-1C-BFP, 693 nucleotides long. RefSeq lists its product as uncharacterized. Lineage: Eukaryota; Fungi; Ascomycota; Dothideomycetes; Pleosporales; Pleosporaceae. The record is from RefSeq and is a predicted model, not a curated record.
AUGAAGUCAAGGAACGAGCUCAUUAGUGCACUGGGCAAGAUCAACACCAAAUUAGCUGCACAGGCAGCUCUGGACCAUGCGCUCGACCUUCUUCGCCUGAAUCCCCAGGACAACAUGUAUGUACGCAGCUGCGUGCCAACCCUCUUCCUCCGCUUGGGGCGAGACCAGGGGUGCUACUCUUUCUGCAAGUGGUGGGUGACGGUCGGACACGAUUACGACUACGACUGGAGGGACACUCGACCAUCCCAGCUCAUCAUGAAGAAUACAGAUGCGUUCGAGCCCGUCGAUGCUUUCGAGAGGGUCAGGAAUUUCACCAGGCCUAAUCCUAAUAACAAGAACGUGCCGAGCUUCUCUGACCUCUCCCACGUCGUCGCCGUCACGUUGGUCAAGAUCCGUAUACUCUUGACUCUCAACGGUACCUCACCCACCUACAUGAGUCCCAUCGUCACCGGCAACCUCGUCAUCAUGAGCGCGCAGAACCAAAAGGCGAACAUUGAGAAGCUCGACAGGCAGAUAAAAAAACUAUACGAUUCGGUGAAGCGCAUCAACAAGCGUUUCUGGCCCGCUCUCUUGAAACCAUAUUACCAUUUUACAGUCACUCCAUAUGAGUACGGGAUGGGUGACGAGGGGGAGAUGCAGAGACCCAUCCCAACACACGGCCACUGUUUACAACAACAACAACAAGUCUACUAA